CAGCUCUAAAAGUCUUUUUCUCUCUUCAAAACUCUCUUUCUCUAGUCUGAAACCUUCCUUCUGAGUUCUGAGAGAUGAGUUUCGCUGUUCAAAAAUUCCUCUGCAAACGUUUCUUUACGAGCUUUCACAGUCAAAUUGUCCUGGAUACACUCAGCAUUCCUCUCUUCCUAUUUGUUGAGUGAUCUAGCUAGAAGCAAGAGAGGCGGAAGAGAAGAUGAAGCAGCUGAUGAUGGGAGGAGAGAGUGCUGAUGGAGAUGGUGGUGGUAGUGUUUGUAAUGAUAGUGGUGGCGGUGGCUCCUCACUUACUCAGUCGUCAUAUAGUAGAAACUUCACUGCUAACAACACCAAGAAGCAACCUUCUUGGCUUCAAAACAUCCUUGCUGAUUUGGAUGAGAAGAUGAAAACACUGUCAGUAACACUCACUCGAGAAGAAGACAUUGACUCAUUUGCUAAUCGAGCUGAGAACUAUUAUCGUAAACGUCCUCAAUUGUUAAACCUACUUCAAGAUCUCUACAACGGCUAUCUUUCUUUGGCUGACAGGUAUGUUCAAGUUUUAAGCAAAAAUCCUACUCAACAACACCAGACAGCUCCAGUUAUAACUGUUCAUUCUGAUGUUGAGGACGAGGGGGAUGUUACUGAAUCCGACGCUGAGAGUUCACUCUCGUACCAAGCCAUGCCCUCAACAUCAUCAGCAAGCAUUGAAAUUCGGAACUCAUCUCAAUCUACUGAUAAUCUCGUGGCUCAACUUAUAAUGAAGACUGUCGACUACGAAAUCCUUGUCCAAGAAAUGGGCUUACUUGAUCGACAAUGCAAUGAGUCUGCAAGGAAAAUGGAGUUGCAAAAGAGUUUGGUGGAAGUUUUGGAAUCAGAAAGGUUAAUACUUUUGAAUGAGAAUGCGAGGUUGAGUUAUAAGAUGACAAAUUUGAUGGAAGAGAACAAAGGGCUGGCUUCAGAAUCAGCUUUCAUGAAGCGUAAAGCUACUGAAUUAGCGAGAUGUGUGUUGAAAAUGAGAGAAGAUCACAGGGUUUGCAUGUUGAGUCGUAAAAUUGAAGAUCUUCAAGGCCAACUGUAUGGGUUAGAGAAGAGAAACAAGGAGUAUUACGAGAAGUUAGUGAGGAGAAAAGAUGAUGUGAAAGAUAAGAAAAGAGAAAUGGCUUUGGAAGUUUGUUUUGAAGCUGAGAAAUUAAAGAUUGAAAACCAAAGAUUAAAGGAAGAAGCUAAUUCUACUGCUACAACUCCAAGUUGCAUUAUGAAAAACAAGGGUGCUGGCAAAGAUGGUUGGUGGGGAAAGGUCAGGAAAUUUGAAAUGUUCUGCCUUUGUGUUCCAACUAACCCUAAAGUUUCUCACUACUAAGUGAUCUUUGAGUUCACUGGCCAAAAUGAGUGGAAACCUGAAAAGCUGUUGUUAAUCCUAGAUGAUGAAGAUUAGGCUUUUGUUAUAGUUUAGCUUGUACCUUUACUUUGCUAGUUUAGUUUUUUGUAAAUCUUGGGGAACUUUUAUUAUUAUAUGAUGAAAAUAUUUUAGUAACUACUGGAUACACUGAAGAAUGGGCCAAGUUGCAGAAGAUUAGACUGGUUAGAGUGCUGGUCCUGCUGGAGGGCUUCUGUCUUUCUA
Papaver somniferum (opium poppy) is the source of this 1615-nucleotide messenger RNA. RefSeq names its product kinase-interacting family protein-like. The record is from RefSeq and is a predicted model, not a curated record. Lineage: Eukaryota; Viridiplantae; Streptophyta; Magnoliopsida; Ranunculales; Papaveraceae. Bases 215 to 1354 code for a protein of 379 amino acids. Gene Ontology annotation, molecular function: actin binding. The transcript is spliced from 3 exons.